Molecule: messenger RNA, 438 nt
Organism: Aspergillus ibericus CBS 121593
Lineage: Eukaryota; Fungi; Ascomycota; Eurotiomycetes; Eurotiales; Aspergillaceae
Exons: 1
Source: RefSeq, a predicted model, not a curated record
ACAGUCAUCCAAGUCUUCUAUCUCGGCCCCAGCCCCAGCCCAACCCCAACCACCACCUUCGCCAGCUUCGACGCCAGCGUCGUCUCCGCCGGCUCCGGCACCACCGUCCUCGCCCUCGAAUGCAAAGGCAACUGCCCCGUCUCCUCCACUUACACCAUCACCGCCGGCCCAUCCACCUACGCAGACAAUCAGGUAUUCACCGGCUCCGCCAACGGCCUCAGCGUGACGACCUCCCAAACCCACGCCUGCAACAUCACCUCCUCCACCCAGGGAGCGUCCUGCUCCGUGUCCGUCGGCGUCUAUGCAUCUGUGAGCGGUCAUCAGAGCUCCUCGGUCGCAACCACGGCCACAUCGUAUGAUUCUGACGAUUACUGGUAUGCGCCGGUGACGGUCACGGCGGGGUUGGAGAAGUUGAAUUCGCCGAGGGCGACACAGACG